AUGUCAACGGCAUUGACGAAGAAACAGCAGAAGCUAGCUGCGUUCAGGAACAAGCAGAAAGCCAAGAAAUCAGGUGCAGGGGCGAAAGAUGUCGAUCAACCUGAUGUACCGGAACAAGAUCUGAUAGAUGAUAAUGAGGACACGGCCGAGGAUGCUGUGGUAGUAUCUCAGUCCAGUGGGAAGGAGAAAGCGAAGAGUAAAGUUGAUGAAGUAGUGGCAGAGGAAGGGGAAGGUGCGCAGGGAUCGGAAGAGCUCAAGACAGCGGAUAAGGGUAAAAAGAAGAAGACCGCUUGGGACGAUGAGGAGAACGGUGAAGAGAAGAAGAAGACGAAAAAAGAUGUCAAGCAGAGGUUCAUCCUCUUUGUUGGUAAUCUCAGUUUCAAAACUACCAAAGAAGAUAUCCAAGAACAUUUUGCACCUACUCUAGGAUCCACUCCCUCAGUCAGAUUACUCACUACGAAAUCCACCCCCCAAAAUCCUAAACCGAAAUCUAGAGGAAUCGCAUUUUUGGAAUUACCCACAUCGGCAGCUAUGCAGUUGGCAUUGAAAUUGCAUCACUCGAAUUUGAAGGGUAGGACGAUCAAUGUGGAGCUGACUGCUGGUGGAGGAGGACAGAGCGAGAGCAGGAAGAGGAAGAUUGAAGAGAGGAAUAAUCGAGUGGGGGUUCAGAGAGAGAGGAAAGCUGAGAAGGAGAAGGAGGAAGCUGGAGAAGGAGUCGAGGGAGAGGAGCAGGGUGAUGGAGGAGAAGAGAAGAAGGAUGGGAAGACUAAGACUAGGGGAGGUAGAAGGGUCAAGUCGAAACCCAAGCCCACCGACGGAUCCGCUCCUCCUGCCAAAAAACCUCGUUCAGAUCCCUCUGACCCCAACGCACCCUUAUCAGGCUGGGCAUCGCGACAAGCAGGCACAGUCUCAGCUGCACCAUCUUUCAACUCUUCUAGACCACCUCGAAGAGACUUUAGCAGUAAUAACCGAAGAGAUCAGAAUGGUGGUGGUGGUGCAGGAGGUAAAUUCCAGAAGAAGAAAUGGACUCCUACAGGUGCUAAUGCCCAACCUGUUGGGUAA
Messenger RNA from Kwoniella botswanensis, 1062 nucleotides. RefSeq lists its product as uncharacterized. Lineage: Eukaryota; Fungi; Basidiomycota; Tremellomycetes; Tremellales; Cryptococcaceae. Gene Ontology annotation, cellular component: nucleolus. Gene Ontology annotation, molecular function: rRNA binding. The coding region runs from base 1 to 1062 and encodes 353 amino acids. The record is from RefSeq and is a predicted model, not a curated record. The transcript is spliced from 3 exons. Gene Ontology annotation, biological process: ribosomal small subunit biogenesis.